This is a messenger RNA of Arabidopsis thaliana (thale cress), 1109 nucleotides long. RefSeq names its product Class I glutamine amidotransferase-like superfamily protein (gene GGP3). The transcript is spliced from 3 exons. Gene Ontology annotation, molecular function: peptidase activity. The record is from RefSeq and is marked reviewed. Lineage: Eukaryota; Viridiplantae; Streptophyta; Magnoliopsida; Brassicales; Brassicaceae. Bases 212 to 961 code for a protein of 249 amino acids. Gene Ontology annotation, biological process: glucosinolate metabolic process.
CUUAUAGACAGCUAAUCUCGAUGUGUGAUUCUUUUUUUUUCAACUAAUUUUUGACUAUUUUUUUUCUGUUUUCUUUAUUUAACAAAAAUCUCACUUGGCGUGUCUGAUCUUGUUCCCCGUCGUCGUCUCUAACUUACACAUUUCCAUUCUCCGAAUCUCUAUCUCUCCUUUUGCUUCAUCGGUGUGAUCUCUGAGACGAAAGAAGAAGAAGAUGGUGGUUAUUGAGCAGAAGAAGAGGUUUGCUUUGUUUUUAGCGACGUGUGAUUCAGAGUUCGUGAAGAAGACUUACGGUGGUUACUUCAAUGUCUUCGUUUCAACUUUCGGCGAAGAAGGUGAGCAAUGGGAUCUAUUCCGAGUCAUCGACGGACAAUUUCCCGACGAGAAUGAUUUAGACAAGUACGACGGUUUCGUUAUCAGUGGUAGUCCACAUGAUGCUUUCGGAGACGCCGAUUGGAUUGUUAAGCUUUGCGAAGUUUGUCAGAAACUUGAUCACAUGAAGAAGAAAGUUCUCGGCAUCUGCUUCGGCCACCAGAUAAUUACUAGAGUUAAAGGUGGGAAGAUAGGAAGAGCACUCAAAGGUGCAGAUAUGGGACUUAGAAGCAUAACCAUAGCGAAAGACAAUGAAAAACUACGAGGUUACUUUGGAGACGUUGAGGUCCCAGCAUCUUUAGCUAUUAUAAAAUGUCAUCAGGAUGAAGUGUUGGAACUUCCUGAGUCUGCUACACUACUUGCUUCUUCUGAGGUAUGUAACGUCGAGAUGUUCUCUAUUGGAGAUCAUUUUUUCUGUAUUCAAGGGCAUCCAGAGUAUAACAAAGAGAUUCUGUUUGAGAUUGUGGACCGAGUCCUUAAUAUGAAGCUGAUGGAGCAAGAGUUUGCGGAUAAGGCAAAGAGUACGAUGGAGACUGCGCAACCAGACAGGAUUCUAUGGCAGAAGCUCUGCAAAAACUUCCUGAAAGGUUGAUGAUCCGAGACUAUGUUAUCUCUGUAUGAACUUAUCAAAAACUAUGUCAUCUCUCAAUAAACCUGCAGUAUCUUUCAUAUUUUAUCUUCAGGAAACAGAAAGAAACACAUAUAAAACAAAUCACAAUCACAAAUAAUCUUUUAUGUUA